AUCUUAGAGAGGCGCACCGCUCGCCAUGGAUGUCAUCACGUGCCGUGGCGCGAAGAUCUGCAGCCCGUUGGUUGCCAGUGACGGCUCUAUCUACUACGUGUCUGCAGGAACAGGCGAGGUGUUCCAGUAUCAGCCCCCAGACACUCACGCCCCCGUUGUCUUUUCCGGCGGGGAGCCUUUGGGAGCCCAGUUCGACCACCAAGGUUGUCUACACCUCGCCGACUGUGGCCAUGCGGCUAUCCUCCGGGUGGACGACGCUGUAGAGCCUGGCGUGAUGGUCAAUACGUACGAGGAACGCGCUUUCCGAGGCCCCAGUGAUAUUGCGUUCGCACAGGACAACACCCUUUUCUUCACAGAUAGCGGCCCCUUGGGCGAAACAACGCUCGAGAAACCUCGAGGUAGCGUCUUCUGCAUCGCGUCGAGUCCAAGCGGUGGCCAAGUGCUGCGUCCGCUGGUGAUGGAGUGCCUCGCAUACCCGUGGGGUCUUGCAGUAUCCCCACACAAUGGUGCACUCUUCGUCACGGAGACCAUGAAGAAUCGCAUUGUGAGACUCCAUCAACGACCCAGCAAUGCCUAUCACGCGAGCGUCUUCUACCAGUUUUCAGGCGGAAUGGGGCCGUCGGGGAUUGCUUGCGGGGCAGACGGAUGA
Messenger RNA from Phytophthora infestans T30-4, 649 nucleotides. RefSeq lists its product as uncharacterized. The record is from RefSeq and is a predicted model, not a curated record. NCBI's taxonomy places the organism in Eukaryota, Oomycota, Peronosporomycetes, Peronosporales, Peronosporaceae. The transcript has a single exon. The coding region runs from base 26 to 649 and encodes 207 amino acids.